Molecule: messenger RNA, 1785 nt
Organism: Clonostachys rhizophaga
Lineage: Eukaryota; Fungi; Ascomycota; Sordariomycetes; Hypocreales; Bionectriaceae
Source: the annotation of a GenBank genome assembly
AUGGCCCAAGAACGCAAUGACACCCAGCGCCGAGCUCCAUUUGAGCCCUCGGAUUUUGUUGAGGGCGACAUUAUGGCAUUCUCGGACUUGGACCUACGUCGACUUGGAUUGGCAACAGAGAAUAUUCACGGACCAAACACGCAUCACGACCGGGAGCAAAGUAGACUCUUGUCAUCCCAACCAUCCCCCAUCGAUCCACAGCUGGUUGGGUUCUCGAGCUCAGGAGUUAACGAUGACGAAAUUCUUCGAUCUUUAGGAUCAGCGUACCCCGAGAUUCCCAGCGCCAGCUCGUCCACAUCCUUUCCCGGCCCGGUUCUACAGGGCGUACCUGAACGGGGACACAUGAACAUGCAAACACCAAAUACGUCACUAGAAUCCCCGCCUUUUCUAAUGCCUUCGUAUCAAGACCAUCUCCCACCAGCCCUGGAGACUCAACACCAAGGACUUCCUCGUCGCAGGAGCCGGUACUUCCGUAAUGGGGCUUACCAAUCAGGUGUCUCAACAGCAAUAGACAUACCAAAUGCGAGAAGUUCAACAAGUGGGACAUCUGAUCCGCUACAGCGAUGGAGGGACUCUCCCCCAGAAAUGGAGGCAGCAUCGUUAUCCGACAUUGCAAAUGCCCUAAAGGACAUGCCACUGAAGAGUCGUUCUUCCGCUGGGAGCUUGCGUAGCCAAAAGCAAGGCAGUCACCCUGGGUCGAUCGUCAGUCACGGCAGUGCGACCAGCCGCUCCACGGGUGGUUCGAACUCGUCUGCGGGCUCGGCGCUGCUGCGAAGCAGUGACCGAGUGAGAUCGCGAGUGUCGAAGCGGACGGGGGGCCCAAGAAUAGCGGCGAGCCAAGGAAAGAAAACGGAUAAGAGGAACUUUCAUUGCACUUUUUGCUGCGACUCUUUCAAGAGCAAAUAUGACUGGUCAAGGCACGAGAAGUCUCUCCAUCUGAACCUUGAUAGCUGGAAAUGCUUUCCUUCUCUAGGGACUACAGUCUCACCGGUGACAAGAGAGGUCAAGUGCUCAUACUGUGGUGUUCCUAACCCCACUGACGCACAUCUGGACUCGAAUCACUACCAUGGUAGCUGCCAUGUUGACAGAGAGCCGCCCAGAUUCAUCCGUAAAGACCACCUUGUUCAGCAUCUCAGGCAUGUUCACCAGGUGAAGAACCCCGAUAAUAUUGAAUCAUGCAAGGAAGAAGGCCCUAAAGUGGCAUCUAGGUGCGGAUUCUGCAACAUUAGGAUGGAAACAUGGGAAGCUCGUGUUGAACAUCUCGCCAGACACUUUAAAUCUGGCGCAACCAUGGACCAAUGGAAAGGAGAGCAUGACUUUGACCCUUCCAUUGCGGCUCAAGUACGCCAUGCGAUUGCCCCCUAUUUAAUUGGCUCGGAGUCAAGGGCGCCUCUCCCGUUCUCGGCCACAAGUCACAAGGAUCACCUGUCUCAAAUUCGAGGUGCAAGUGAAUAUUGCCUUGACAAGUGGCGUCAGAUCGAAGUGUCAAGCCAGGAGUCUCCGGAAUGUGCAACAGCACCCCCUGAACCUGAGAAUCUAAUGCAGAACCAUACCGAUUCGAUGAUGUUCCCUGACAUCCUUGCAGUGCACCUCGCUCGUUUCGCUCGAAAGCAAAUAAGGCUUGGGAUAAUGCCUACUGACAGGAUGUUCCAGAAUGAGGCCAGACAAGUGGUCUUUGACUCUGUGGACCCGUGGGACCAAACCAUUGCGGAUAAUGAUGUCUGGCUCGAUGCCUUUCGCAACCAGCAUUUGGGAGGCUCACCUGACGGCCGAGGCGAAGAGUGA